Cryptomeria japonica (Japanese cedar) is the source of this 2929-nucleotide messenger RNA. RefSeq names its product disease resistance protein Roq1. Lineage: Eukaryota; Viridiplantae; Streptophyta; Pinopsida; Cupressales; Cupressaceae. Gene Ontology annotation, biological process: signal transduction; defense response. Bases 103 to 2784 code for a protein of 893 amino acids. Gene Ontology annotation, molecular function: ADP binding. The record is from RefSeq and is a predicted model, not a curated record. The transcript has 5 exons.
UCCCUUACAACGACUCAUUUCGCCCUGCUUGAAACCUUAUCUUUUUAGCCUGCUUUCAUUGAUUUUCUCAUUGCUUCUCUGCGUUCAAUUUAAUCUAAUCCCAUGGCAUCAACUUCUAACACCUCUGGUCCAACAGAGAAGGAGCCUGCAACCACCUGCCAAGGAAUGGCGCCGUCUUCAUCUUCUCCAGGCUUGUUUUCAUGCUGCUUAGAUUGGGUUUCUCCCAUUCUUUCACGGCGUUCAAUGGAAUCCAGUUCCAUGGCAUCUACCUCAGGUACCACUGGCUGUAUGCCACGGAAUGAGAGUAUUAUGGGUGCUUUUCAUGAAAUCGCACCAUAUUCAUCUACUUCAGAUGCAUCCUCAUCACUCAUCCAAAAGCCCUCUUUUGAUGUAUUCAUUAAUCAUCGGGGGCCAGAUGUCAAGAAAACGUUAGCCAGCAGUAUCUAUGGUAUCCUUGAUAGCAUGAAGGUCACGGCUUUUUUGGAUUCAGAGGAGUCGCAAUAUGGCGAUUUCUUGCCUACAACAAUAGAAGCAGCAAUCCGCGGUGCUACCCUUCACAUAGCAAUUUUUUCAGAGAGUUAUGCAGAAUCAGCUUGGUGUUUGGAACAGCUGUCAUUAAUGCUUAAGAGUGGCGCCAAAAUUGUUCCCAUUUUCUACCAUGUAGAGCCUUCUGAUCUCAGAUAUGUUGCUCAGGGUAAAGGAAAGUACGUUGCUGCCUUUAAUAAGCAUGAAAUGAAGUGCAGAUAUAAACCAGAAAAGCUUCGGGAAUGGAAAGAGGCACUCUCCAAGGUCUCCUUGUACAGCGGCCAAAUCAUCAAAAAUAAUGGUGACGAGAUGAGGGUGUUCAAGAAUAUUGUGAAUAUUGUACUCAAAGAAAUACAUAAUGGGCCCCUAAUUGUUGCCAAACAUCCAGUAGGUCUCAACAAAGCAGUGGAAGACUUGGAGAAUACACUCCAACUUAAGGAAGGUGAUCAAGGUGUACAAAUUGUUGGCAUUUGGGGCAUGGGUGGUUCUGGCAAGACCACGCUGGCCAAAGAAUUAUACAAUAAAAGAUCCUCAUCCAUGGAGAGGUCUUCCUUUAUUUUUGAUAUUAGAGAAGCCAAAGGUGUGCUGCAGAACAAGCAGAUUCAACUCCUAAAAGGCCUUGGUGUGAAUGAAUCAGUUGACAAUAUAGAGCAAGGUAAGACAAUUCUUGCAAGGCAUUUGAGAUCUUUUAGGGUUCUCAUUGUUAUGGAUGAUGUAGAUCACGUGGAUCAAUUGGAUGCACUCUUACCUGUAAAAGACAGUCUUGGAAGGGGUAGUCUCAUAAUUGUUACAACACGGGAAUGUGAAGUACUUACAUCUUGGGGCAUAUGCUCCAUAUAUAAAAUGAAAGCAUUAGAUCUAAUUCAUGCAGAACAACUUUUUUGUUGGUAUGCAUUCUUACAUCCCUCUCCCCUCCUUGGAUUUGAGAACCUUGUUAAAAAAUUUAUAGAGGCCUGCAAUGGAUUGCCCCUGUCUCUCAAGGUAUUUGGAGGACAGCUAUAUGGGAAGUCCAACAAACAAUAUUGGGAGUCUUUGUUUCAUAAGAUCUCAAGAAUAUUGUCUAAUGAUAUCAAAGAGAAACUCAAAGUAAGCUAUGAUGCUCUUGAUGAUGAAGAGAAAGAGGCAUUCCUUGAUACGGCAUGUUUCUUUAUUGGAAAAAAGAACAGUUUGGCAAUUGAAGUCUGGGAUGGAUGUGGGUGGAGUGGUCUAUACAGUUGGGAAAGACUUCUAAACAAGUGUUUGGUAGAGGUUGAUGAUGAUAAUCGCAUACAAAUGCAUGAUCACUUAAGAGAUUUAGGAAGGGAAAUUGCAAAUCAAUGUUCACCCUCUCGUAUUUGGUUAUCCCAGCAGAUUAUUGAUUCUGGCAAACAAAAAGAGAAAACAAAUAGUGUUCGAGGAAUUACGGUUACCCCAACUACAACAGAAGAGCAGUUGUCAUAUGAAGAACACUUAAGUGGGGGAAUUUUGUCUUUCAGACCCUCUUUAGUUGGACUAAAGCUUUUGGUGAUUGAAGGAGAUUAUUUUAAUCAACUAAUCGGUGAGGCAUCAAGAGAGCUGCUCUGGCUUCGCUGGUCCAAUAUUGGACAGAGAAAUCUUCCGACACGGCUUUCGUUGAAAAAAUUGAGGGUUUUAGAACUAUAUUAUGGACGUCAUUCCUUAGAAGAGCUUUGGGAAGCUGAGAGCGAUGCUCCCGUGGAGUUAAGAGAGUUGAUUAUUUAUUGUUGCUAUGCACUCCGAAGACUCCCAAACUCAAUAGGGUGUCUCAAUAAGUUGAAAAAGAUAGAAAUCGGACAUUGCAGCAAUAUAAAGAGUCUGCCAGAAGAAUUUUGCCAUCUGCAAUUGCUGGAGCACCUCAACUUAUCUUUUUGUGGAGAACUAUCAUCACUACCUAGCAGUUUCGGCGAUUUGAGAAAUCUGCGGUAUCUAGAUUUGUUCCGGUGCAGAGAAUUGAAGAGUUUACCGGUUUCUUUUAAGAACUUGAUGCUCCUGCAAUAUCUCGAUUUAGAGGGGUGUGUAGAGCUCAUGCUUAGGUCAGAUGAUUUCCAAAACAUUACAAAGCUGGAGUUUCUGAGCCUUUCUAGGUGCGCGGAAGUGGAGGAGCUGCCUACUGAUAUCACAAAUCAGGCAUCCUUGAGAGAGCUCCGUUUAGAUGGUGUGAGGAGGUUGAGGGAGCUACCAAUUCAAAUCGGUCAGCUAAGGAAGCUGCGAGAGAUGUGGAUAGAGACUCAGUUGAUGAUAAGUUUGCCAAAGUCUCUUUGAGAUUUGUCCUCUUUAAGAAGUUUUUCAAUUUAUAAUUGUCCCAGUCUGGUAUCUUUGCCGACCUCUCUUGGAAACUUGUCAUCCUUAACACAUAUUUCAAUUUCUGAUUGUCCCAGCCUGGAAUCUUUGCCGACCUCUCUUGGAA